CCGAGCCGGGUUUGGCCUGGCCUGGCCGCGCCUCUUCCGCCGCUGCCCGCCGAGCAGGCGGCUCGGGAGCGGCGCUGAGGCGGCAUGGGGAAGAGCUGCAAGGUGGUGGUGUGCGGCCAGGCCUCCGUGGGGAAAACGGCCAUCCUGGAGCAGCUGCUGUACGGGAACCAUGUGGUGGGCUCUGAGAUGAUCGAGACCCAGGAGGACAUUUACGUGGGCUCCAUCGAGACGGACCGCGGGGUGCGUGAGCAGGUGCGCUUCUACGACACCCGGGGCCUGCGGGACAGCCUGGAGCUUCCCAAGCAUUGCUUCUCCUGCACAGACGGCUACGUGCUGGUCUAUAGCACCGACAGCAAGGAGUCCUUCAAGCGCGUGGAACUCCUCAAGAAGGAAAUUGACAAGUCCAAAGACAAGAAGGAGGUCACCAUCGUGGUUUUGGGCAAUAAGUGUGACCUGCAGGAGCAGCGCCGGGUAGACCAUGACGCAGCCCAACACUGGGCCAAGGGUGAGAAGGUGAAGCUGUGGGAGGUGUCUGUGGCUGACCGGCGUACAUUGAUCGAGCCGUUCAUCUACCUGGCCAGUAAGAUGACACAGCCACAGAGCAAGUCUGCUUUUCCCCUGAGUCGCAAGAACAAGGGCAGCGGGUCUGUGGAUGGCUGAGACUCGUCUUUCCCUUCCCUUCUGUCACCACUUCCUCUCCCUCACCCCUCUCCUUCCCUUGCACGUACCUCCUGCUGAACCUGUGUGGUGUUGUGGAGCCUGCAGAAAGCCUCGUUGCACGAGGAACGGGCAUCCCAGGGCCGGGGAUGAUAGUCUUUGAGGAGGAGAGAGGUGACCCAUCUCCCUGCACUGAGACAAGUGCUCUUUUCACUGCCUAGGCCCUGCCGGUGUUUGAGGUGCUAUGCCAAGAUUCACCAAGUGACACUCCUCUGCUCUCAGGGCGCAGGCUGGCACCUGUGGGCUGUGUGUGGCCUGAGGGAAGAUGCCCACAAGGCUGGCCAGCAGGCUGAGAUCAGCUCCGCACCUGAGUGCAGGCAGGGCAGAGGAAAUGAUUCCCCCUUUCAAGAGCAGCUCUGUCUUAUUUAUUGAUACUAUAUAAGAAGAGCCCCUUUGUCUUCUCCCUUGUCCUCUCCCAGCUAGCUUUGUGGUGCUACAGCUUUGACUCAUCAGAUCACCCCUUGCCUGGCCCUGCCCUCUGCUCCUCGAUGUGUGCUAUGGUCAGUCCUCGAUCGAGAGGAGCCUCCUGUCCCAGCGAAUGCACAGGGCAGAGCAGGAUGCUGUUCGUGAGGCAGGGUCAGGCCUCAGCCCUGUGUCUUUUAGUGCCCACAUAUUAAAAUUGCAGCCCUCUUCCUGAGCACAGACUCCGUCCUGACCUGGGAGGUGCUGGAUCCGUGCUUAACCUGCACACACAGGUGCUUUAGGGCUGUGGCAGCUCUCACUGCCCAUCAGUCACGGUGCUGCCUCUCCUCUCAGAACCGCCACAAGACAAAGGGAAGGUGGCCCAGUCCUGCCCAGCAACGUUCCCUUUGGCUAAUCUGGAUUUAGAGUUAAAAAAUAAUGACGAGAAAGCCCUGGCUUGUUUAUACUUGUUCCUUUUAUUUACUGAGUAACACAAUAAAGCAAUGAGAUUCAA
Molecule: messenger RNA, 1633 nt
Organism: Oxyura jamaicensis (ruddy duck)
Lineage: Eukaryota; Metazoa; Chordata; Aves; Anseriformes; Anatidae
Gene: NKIRAS2
Product: NFKB inhibitor interacting Ras like 2
Exons: 4
Coding region: 85-660 (191 amino acids)
Biological process (GO): canonical NF-kappaB signal transduction
Molecular function (GO): GTPase activity; GTP binding
Source: RefSeq, a predicted model, not a curated record